AUGGUUAAUCAGUUAUAUUAUUUGAUUUUAGACAAAGAAAUAGUCGAUUUCAUUGUUGAUGAAAAUGAGAGACAUCUCUAAAAUGCUAAACCUAGAAACAUCAAGAUUACCUAUGAUAUGGCUUAUUUUAACACUUUACCUAACACUCCUGAAAUGUAAAUCUUCAGAAGAAGCUGCGAAAAGGCUAUAAAGAUAGCUUCUAAUUUCUUUAGCAAUCUCAUUACUAUCAUUCCUAAACCUAAAGGUUCUAUGAAGUGGGAUCUAAGACAUAAUAAUUGUGGAGAAGCUAUUAUCCCUACUGCUGACAAGACUACAGAUAAGGAUAGUGAUCUCCAUUUGUAUAUUACUUUCACUAAUGAACCUUAAGAAACCUAUAUUGCUUAUGCUGGGUGGUGCAGAUUUCUCAGAGUAAUAGGUCCCACUCACGGUCAAGUUAACUUCAACUUGGGUAUCUUAAAUUCUUACAACUUUGCCAACUCUUUCUAGUUCUAAGAUUUAGUUGGAACUGUUAUCCAUGAAAUAACUCACUUUCUCGGAUUUUCUAUAUAUGAUAUUCCAAGAUGGGUUGAUUCUAAUAUGAAGUCUCAUUUUAAUCCUACAACUUAAUAUCUAAUGAGAGGGAUGAAAACAACUUUCUUAAAAACACCUCAUGUUCUUGAAUUUGCUAAAAAAUACUAUCCCUGGUAUGCCUCUUGA
Messenger RNA from Tetrahymena thermophila SB210, 696 nucleotides. RefSeq names its product leishmanolysin family protein, putative. NCBI's taxonomy places the organism in Eukaryota, Ciliophora, Oligohymenophorea, Hymenostomatida, Tetrahymenidae. The transcript has 2 exons. Gene Ontology annotation, cellular component: cytoplasm; membrane. The record is from RefSeq and is a predicted model, not a curated record. Gene Ontology annotation, biological process: proteolysis; cell adhesion. Gene Ontology annotation, molecular function: metalloendopeptidase activity.